This is a messenger RNA of Adelges cooleyi (spruce gall adelgid), 1383 nucleotides long. It is a transcript of the gene Dnaaf3, whose product is annotated as dynein axonemal assembly factor 3 homolog. The transcript is spliced from 2 exons. Gene Ontology annotation, biological process: motile cilium assembly; axonemal dynein complex assembly. Bases 40 to 1383 code for a protein of 447 amino acids. NCBI's taxonomy places the organism in Eukaryota, Metazoa, Arthropoda, Insecta, Hemiptera, Adelgidae. The record is from RefSeq and is a predicted model, not a curated record.
AACACAAUACAGGCAUUGUCGUUUGCUUGCUUGCUCGUCAUGCUUUGGGGUUCGAGCCCGUGUCUGGACUUGGCGUCUUACGGCGUCGGUCGCGGUAGUAUAAACGUGUUGAUCAUAAGCGCCGGCGACAGUCGCCACGUUCUGCAAACGAUCGCCAAACGGUAUCGGCACGCUUAUGCCAAGAUCAAUAUGGAGAUCUAUGAACCGGUGCCGGAAAUGUACGCCAGGUACAUACAGCAAAUAGCCUUGGCGCUGGAACCCGUCGACCGCAUUAGCCUGUCUUUUAAGGUGCGCACGUGGAUGGAACUCUACGGCAACGCGUUAGUGAGACCAAACACGAAUAAUUAUUUAAUUAAAAAAUCCGCUCAACUGAUAGACUUGAUUACCGACGACGUUGCUAGUGAAUACUGUUUGCCGACGGUCAAGUACGAUGCACUGAAAUACAAGGAAAGAGAUUGUAUAGAAAAUUUGUACAAGUAUUGGAGGAACAACGUGGGGUUCAAUAUAGUGAAAAUGUGGGAUCUGAGAGUCCGACAAUAUCUGGGCACCAGAUACGAUUACAGGAACAACGCGUUCGACUGGGACUUGCACAUGGGCCUACACUACAUCAAAGGCGGCAAGAGGAUAACGAGCCAAGAGUACAUCUAUUGGCGUAGCACCGGUGUGGCUUACACGUUUUUGGAGACCGACUGCACCAAACCCAACUAUACGUUUGCCUUGGCAUUGCUCAAAAACGGCGAGGACACCGCAGCGAUGCACUACUACGGUGAUAUACUCAACGGACCCUUUAUGUCUUUUGGACUGGAUUGCGAGGACCAAGACAUGCUGAAGACUGGCAACAUGCAGCCCUUGAAGCGGUCGGCAGAUUUAACCGAGAGAAACUUGACAAGAAUGUUUUACGAAAUUGAAAACCAAAAGCCUUACGUGCACAAAGGUAAAGAAGACGACGAUUAUCCCGGAGUGAUAAUAACAGAAUUGCCCGAUAUCAAAGUCGAAGACGACCAAACGAAAACGGCACACACUAAAGUCAAGUCCGAACGUUAUUCAAGCAUAGCGGUAAACGACGUACAAGUCAAGUUCCUAACAAAAUCGGCCAUGGUUGAUUAUCCGGAAUUCGAGAGGUAUAACAAGUUGUUCGAUGUUGUUUACUGUGGGCAUACGUUUAUAGAGAAAAUCAACCCUAAAAUAAUGUCAAUGGUCAAGGACGACGGUGUAGUAAUGAUGGAGACGAGGAAAUUUAUCGUCAACUAUAAAGAAGAGCAACACAAAACGUUUAAGCAGAAAUUAAUGGACUCCAUGGAGAAGUGUAAAUGUAAGGCGUCGGCAAAUGUUGACGUCACUCAAAACGCAGUAAUUAAGUUUCAGGUGAAGCGUGAUGUAUAA